AUGUUAAUAAAUAAAAUUUUAUUUUUAUUUUUUAUUCUAUCACUAACAAUAUUUAAUAUUGUUGAUGCUGGUUAUACUUUAUCUGUUAAAGGAAAAAAGUUAAUAUAUACUGGUGCCAAUGUAGAUUUCAAAAUUACUGAAAUUUUGUUAACUUCCCAAAAAAUAUUACCAGAUUACUCAAUUACAUUCACUUGUGAAAUUCCAUCUGCCAAUAGCCCUGUUUGUACGAGUAUGGAUAUGGACUUUACAAAAUUAGCUGGAAAAUUAACUCUAAGGGGAGCAAAUUUAAAAACCCCAAAUAUAGUAAUUGCCUAUGAUAUUAAAGCCAAUCAAAUUCCACUACCAUUACCAACUGAGGUUAAAUGGGAACCACCAACAAUGGCUGGUACAGCUGCUCUUAUGACUGGAGAUUUCUUAUUAUUUGGUGAAGAUGUUACAACUCUUCCUGGUGUUUACAAUUCAAAACCAGUGUCAUUGGGUGUUUCAUCAAAUACUGACGCAACCAAAAUAAUGGUUAAAAGUCCAGGUGGUUAUGGUUCAAUGAAAGUUACAUUUGGUUCUAUGAGUUUUCCGGUAAACUUUUCUAGACCAGUUGUUUCCGCAGUGGCAAUUACAAAUAAUCAAAUUUCAAUCAGUGGUCAAAACUUUUGGAUCGAUAAAAAGGUUAUCAGUGUAAAAUUGGGUGAGGAUGAUCUUAGUGCUUCAAUUACUUCAAGUGAUACAUCAAAAAUUUUAAUUGACUAUGAUUCAAAAUAUUCUUCAAACUCAUCGUUACUUAUUACUGUCGGUGGUAAUUCCCAAACUGCUGCUUAUUAUGUUACAAUCCCUUCAUAUCCUCAAGCAAUUGAUAAAUCUGUUUCUAAAGGAACUGGUGGUCUAAUCACUAUCUCUGGUAAAUGCUUAAAAGGAUCUGGUCCAUCUGUUACAUCUGUUUUAGUAGGUGCAUACACAUGUGCUGUUGUUGGUGCUCAAAUAUCAACAGAAAUAAUGUGUCAAUUACCACCUGCUUCAAAAGAGAAUGGUUCAAAGGAUCUAAAAGUUGUUAUUACUAUAGAUGGUAUUAAAAAUACCAAUCAAUUAUUAUACUCUUAUGGAAUACCACAAAUUACCAAAAUUGACCAAAAACCAGGAGCAUCUUUAUUCACUAUUACCGGUUCAAACUUGGGUAAAACCGAUUCAGUUAUUCGUGUUGCAACAGGUGGCUCUCCAACCCCAUUUGACCUUUCUGUUGUAGGUUUUGAUGAUGAAAAGGAAUCUUAUUUAACAUUUAACUUACCAACAAACUCAUCAAAGAGUGCAGUUACAGUCUAUGAUGGUCAAGAUACUUCAAAUAAUUUUGAUGUCACACCAACACCAUUUAUUUCUAAUUUAAAAGCUCUCCCAUCAACAGAUGGUCAAGAAAUUAAUUUCAUCGGUGGUUAUCUUGAUUCAAAAGCAAAAGCAACUAUUUCCCUUUUGGAUGCAAGAAAUCAAAGUGUUGAUUGUUCAGAUUUCUUAAUUAGUCCAGAUUCAUCAUCUGCUACUUGUAAACUUGCACCAGGAUGUGGUUCAAUUAAAUCUACAAUUGUUAUUGGUGAAAACUCAAUUCCACUAGAUUUUAACUACCAAUCCCCAAGUUCUUUAGUCGCAAAACAAAUGUCUGAUAAUAAAUUACAAAUUAGUGGCAAAAACCUUGGUCCAAAUUCAAAAUAUAUAAAGUUAGACAUGAACGGAAACGAACUGUUAGCUUCCUCUCUUGAAAAUGGUACUGUUUCAUUCGAUUUGCCAAGUACAUUAUUGAGUGAUUCAUAUGCCACCAUUUCAGUUGAUGGUAUUAAAAACUCAGACUCUGACCAACUUGAUGUCGAGCUUCAACCAGUUGUCAAAUCAAUUACUCAAUCACAAACCUCUGGAUCAACUGUGACAAUUAAAGGUUCAUUCUUUAAUAAAAAGGACACUGGUUUGAAAAUUAUGGUUGGAAAUCAUUCAUGUGAUUCUUUGACUAUUGUAGAUACCCAAACACUUACUUGCUCUGCUCCACCAGGAAGUGGUAUUAAAAAUGCUGUUUCAUUCAUGGUUAAAGAUGCUGAAUCAAAAUUAUCACCACCAUUGUUUUUAGAUUAUAGUCCACCAACCAUUAUGUCAUCAACAAGUGUAAAACAAGUUGAAGGUGGUCAAGUUACUAUUUAUGGUACCAAUUUUGAAAAUACUUUGAUUACAGUAAAUGUUGGAAGUAAAUCAUGUGAAGAUGUUUCUGUAAUAGAUUCAACCAAACUUACUUGUUCAAUUUCAAAAUCAACAAUAGAUCCUUCAUUAACAAAUAAGAAAUUGGCCGUAAAUGUUACUGUAAAUGGUCAAUCUGCUAAUGGUGAAGUAUUUGAAUAUGAUAAUGAAGCACUCAAUACUGAAACUCCUAAACCAACAUUAGCACCAACUAUAAAACCAACUGAAAAACCAACUGAAAAACCAACUGAAAAACCAACAACAUCUCCAAUAGAUAAACACAUUGAAAAUAGUUCUUCUAAAAUUUCUAAUUCAUUAAUUUUAAUUUUCUCAUUAUUAUUACUAAUCCAAAUAAUUUAA
Molecule: messenger RNA, 2562 nt
Organism: Dictyostelium discoideum AX4
Lineage: Eukaryota; Evosea; Eumycetozoa; Dictyosteliales; Dictyosteliaceae
Gene: tgrM1
Product: IPT/TIG domain-containing protein
Exons: 2
Coding region: 1-2562 (853 amino acids)
Cellular component (GO): membrane
Source: RefSeq, a predicted model, not a curated record